AUGGUGCGGGUUUGCGGGCCGGUGAGCGAGGGCACCGUGUGGGUGGUCUCCAGCCGCGUUGUCGAGGAUCGCUAUCGAAUUCAGAUUUCCUUGUUGGAUACGCGGAGCGGCGAGGUGGCUUGGACGCUGCGCGCGCCCUCGCGCACGGCGGAGCUCACGCAGGUGAAAAAUAUCAGCAUGGACGCCUCCCGCUCGUAUUUGUUGGUGGUUUUCUGGAAUUGCACCUUCGAGGUGUGGAAUACGGAGACGCGGCGGCUGAUUCGGGCCCACGCGGAGUUUGGCGUGGGGGAUGUUUCCUGGGCCCCGGCGCGCAUGCGGGGCUGCCUGGACGAUCUUCAAGGGGCUCCUCAACUUCUUUUGGUGAUUUUUGUCGAGGGCACGCUCUCGCUUUGGUCGGUCUACCACGAUCGCGUCGUCGACGACGGCCCUGCCAACGCCGUCUUCAACCUCCCACCGGCCGGCAUCAACCGCACCGUGCAGUCCCUCGCGGUCGGUUCUCGGAUGCUCCUGUUCAACAGCAAAGGCAGCGGCUUUGUCUUGUACUCCAACGGGGGGACGUUGGCUAAAUUUUCACUGAAGGACGUCCCGCCUAAUCUCGGCCCGGUACGCGGUCUAUCCGCGGCCUCUUUGGAUGUGGAUCCUAUGAAUCCUUCGGUUCUUACGCCGAAUAAAUCGUCAAAAGAGGACCAAGACGAGGGGAAGGAGGAGGAGGAACCCUUUCUUAGCCUCGCGGCGGUGGUUUUUGACGAUCAUUCGUUUGGCGUGUGGGAUACGGCGACCGGGGAGCGCGUUGGCUACUCCGUUAAUUUGUCAUCGGGCGUGUUGAUAUCGGCGAUUUCGAUUUGUUGGAUCGGCAGGGAGAACAUCGCGGUUUUGGGUGUCGACGGCGCGAUUUAUAUCCUGCACUACACUCUCCGUACGGUAAACAGCAAAUUCAGUUCACGGGCCUUACGUCGGCCCCUGGAGAAUAUGGCCUUUCUUCCAUCAUCUCACAGGAUUUAUUUGCAGUCUUCUAUCGAACUCGCCAGUAUGGUGGAUCUUUCCAACUCCCUUUCAACUCUACGCACCACAGCCGAAAAGUGGGAAUUAUUUUCCUCCGCCGCUUUAUCUUCACCACUUCUGAGGGCCCAUGCCGAGGAUAAAACUCAACCCCUGGCGAGUUCCAUGAUAUUGAAUAUUCCACCUGAAUAUCGACCCUAUCGAGGACCUUUCGGGCAAAUCAUCGGCCCCGCGAUUUCCUCCCUCGACGAGGAGCUUCGCCUUUAUCAGCAAACAAUGGUCCCUUCUUAUUUGCAAAGGAAUAUUCUCCACGCGUAUGGCAAGCGGCGGUGGGUGGACUUUUUUUACUGGAGUGCAAGGCUGUUCGGGCAGGUCGAAAAGCAGCGGUUUUGGCUUCAGGCGAGGCUUUUGGCGACCCCGGUUAAAGGCCGCGGGCCCAUUCGCCGCCGGGCUGCCUCGGGCCCCCCAUCCCCCCUUUCCCCGGAUGCCGAAGUGGGCUUUUUGAAGGAAACGACAUCCUUAUAUCGGCCUUAUUUCUUAGCCGAUGACCUCACGCCCUACUUGAGUGAUAGUAGGGUGCUGCGGUGGAAUCAUCUUGCGCGGGUGGAGGCCCGGCGGAGGGCCUUCGAGGGCCGGAAAGGCGGCGCGGAGGACGUUUCGGGGGUUCUCUCCCUCGCGCAGGAGUUUCUGGCGCUUCAUCAACCCGCGAAGGCGGUCGAUGUGCUUCUGAACGGCCACCGCGAGGGCGCGAACUUCAACGAGCUCUCCACCCUCGCCCUGAGCAUCGCCGCGGUGAGUCCGGCGGGCGGGAUGGGGGAAUCGGGGGCGCGCGCGCCGUGGCCGAGCCCCCAAACCACUCAAAAAUCCGACCCCACGACGAGUUUUUUCUACAUUUCGGUGAAGCGCGCCGCCGCGAUUCACCUCGCGCGCGGGGAAGUCGAGGCGGCGGUGGAAAAAUACCUCCUCGCCGGGGACCCCCGCGAGGCCUCUCGGGUUCUUCAAUUUCAAGGCCGCUGGCAUGAGGCCGCGGCGCUAAUUAAACAAUUCACCAGCGACGACGACGACGAUUUUCACCCCGAUGACAAGGCGGAGGCGGUGCGGGAUAUUUUAGGCCGUUGGGGCCUGCAAUGUUUGAACGUCGGGGAGCGGAUGGAGGCGGCGCGGAUUUUUCUCCAUAUUCGUGACCCCAAACGCGCCCUCGAAGCGCUUUCGGGGUCGGCGAAUUAUCUAGAUAUCGCAGGCGCGCUCGCGAUGGCGUUAUGGCUGGAAUACGGCUUUUCGGAAACGAUGGAGGCGACGCCACAGUCCGACAAAAUGGCCCCAAAAGAUGCAGAAAAUACCGAGGGAUGGAGUUUUUUUGGAUUGGAUGGCGCGAUUGUGGAGGCGAUGAUUAUGGCUCUUGCGGAUUACAGCAGCCUUUUGAGCUCCGUAGGCAACGUAUCGGGGGAAGGUUUGAUACUGAAAAAGCUUGCUUUUCUUAAAAUGUCUAAGAAAGGCUCACCAAACGAAAUGUCUUAG
Phytomonas sp. Hart1 is the source of this 2517-nucleotide messenger RNA. NCBI's taxonomy places the organism in Eukaryota, Euglenozoa, Kinetoplastea, Trypanosomatida, Trypanosomatidae. The record is from the annotation of a GenBank genome assembly.